AUGAUCCAAGUGAACCAAACGACGGGAACGAACAAUGCUUGUUGUGGAAUUUCGGAGGACUUCGGGACAAGCAUGGAUGAUUCCCCACUGAUAGAACGACGCGGCGAGGACAUGCCCACCUCUAUUCACAGAUACGAGAGAGUUUACAUGAGCUACCUACACUUACAAUUCUGUUUCCUCGACUUUAAGGAAACCAUGUUCAUUUCAGUGACUGACGAACGUAAUCAGUUAACAGACCUGCAGGCAUCUUACCCGCUAAAAUAUGUUGAUGCGGAUAACACGGCGUGUCUGGUGGGAGAGCCCCACUCACACGGGAACGACGUAGCACGACUUCUAGGCAUGAAGUUCAAGAUCCCCUUUUACGUGAGCGUGAAUGUGGACGAAGGGGACGAGAAGCUGACAAAUUUUAUCUUUUCUACUUGCCUGGAGAUACUAAAACCUCUGUUCAAUGAGAAGAGAGGUGCCCCUGGGCUCCACUGUGGAUCUGACUCUACACAGACAUGA
Messenger RNA from Plasmodium knowlesi strain H, 504 nucleotides. Its product is annotated as proteasome assembly chaperone 4, putative. The coding region runs from base 1 to 504 and encodes 167 amino acids. The transcript has 3 exons. The record is from RefSeq and is a predicted model, not a curated record. NCBI's taxonomy places the organism in Eukaryota, Apicomplexa, Aconoidasida, Haemosporida, Plasmodiidae. Gene Ontology annotation, biological process: proteasome assembly.